CUAAUCCCUGACAGGUUUUUGACAGAAACAUCGCCUUUUAUGUGGGCAAACCUCGGAAUUGGACUGGCUAUCUCUCUGUCUGUCGUUGGGGCUGCAUGGGGGAUUUACAUCACUGGUUCCAGUAUUCUCGGGGGUGGUGUGAAGGCUCCAAGGAUUAAAACCAAAAAUCUUGUCAGCAUCAUUUUCUGUGAAGCUGUCGCGAUUUACGGGAUUAUUAUGGCGAUUGUCAUCAGUAACAUGGCAGAGCCGUUUAGUGGCAAUACUCCUCAGACCAUUGGAGCCAAGAAUUACCAAGCGGGAUUCUCUAUGUUUGGAGCCGGCCUGACUGUAGGAUUCUCUAACCUCUUCUGUGGCAUCUGUGUUGGUAUCGUGGGCAGUGGUGCUGCCCUGGCUGAUGCCCAGAAUGCCAGCCUCUUUGUGAAGAUCCUAAUUGUUGAGAUUUUUGGUAGUGCCAUUGGGUUGUUUGGUGUCAUUGUGGCUAUUCUACAGACGUCCAGAGUGAAGAUGGGAGAUUAGGCCGUUUGAAGACAUACAAGAGCCUCAGAAAAUCAAGAUGUUCAUAUUCUGGAAAGAAGACCAAGGCAAAUUGUACAUAAUAAUUUAUUUAACUAUUUUCCUGAUCUUUUGUUUCUGACUGUUUUUAACCCAUCAUUUGCUGGAGAGUGAUAAUGUCAACAGUCUACAGUGGUUUCUGGUUAGUUGUGCGACAGAGACCAGGUCUUGUUCAGCAGAGACAGUAUUCUUAGUCUGUACCCCUAACUUGCAGAUGUCACUCCUCAUUUGUGUUUUCUUGGAAGUUAGUGGUCAGGCAGAAUAUUUAAACUCCUGCUGUCAUGUACUGGUCCAUUUCAUGCAAUGUGAUACAACUGAGGCAAUGUCUGCCACAUGUAAGUGGUAGCAAUGAAUCUAAUGCUGCAAUCAUGCCACACUCCCAUUUGCCAAGACCUUGCCAAGUCUGCAAUGGAUGGAUUCACAUUAAACUGUCCCUGUAAAAUUUGUGUGCAUCAAGUUACAUCUUGUAGGUGUUUUGUUUCCCUUUUCAAUGUAAUGGAGAAGCUUGUGCACAAGAACUUUGAAUUGUUCAUGUUUUGUUACACCAGAAUAGUCACCAGUAAAAUAAAGGACAGAU
Messenger RNA from Callorhinchus milii (elephant shark), 1129 nucleotides. Its product is annotated as V-type proton ATPase 21 kDa proteolipid subunit. The record is from RefSeq and is a predicted model, not a curated record. Gene Ontology annotation, cellular component: proton-transporting V-type ATPase, V0 domain. The transcript has 6 exons. Gene Ontology annotation, biological process: proton transmembrane transport. NCBI's taxonomy places the organism in Eukaryota, Metazoa, Chordata, Chondrichthyes, Chimaeriformes, Callorhinchidae. Gene Ontology annotation, molecular function: proton-transporting ATPase activity, rotational mechanism. The coding region runs from base 40 to 516 and encodes 158 amino acids.